CGGGGUUCUCACGGCGCGCCCGGGCGCGGGGACGGGGGAGGGGGUCUCGGGGGAGGCCCGGCGGCUCUAAUUGGCUUCUCAAUGAAAGAUAAUCACCUAUUCCCCCGAGAGGCUGGGGAUUAGCACUCUGCCUCUCCUCCCCGCCGCUCUAGACGUCUCGUCCCUGCCCUCGGAGCUCUCCGUCCGCUCGGCACCAGGGGCCCGCAGCCCGCGGCUCCCGCGCUCGCGCUACUCCGGGGUCCGCGCCCGCCCGGCUUCCCUCGGCGCGCCCGCCGCCCCGGCCCCCGCGGAAACUUGGGCGGAGGGGCCCGGGGGGAAGAUGAGCGAGCUGGAGGAGGACUUCGCCCAGAUUCUCAUGCUCAAGGAGGAGCGGAUCAAAGAGCUGGAGAAGCGGCUGUCGGAGAAGGAGGAGGAGAUCCAGGAGCUGCGGCGGAAGCUGCACAAAUGCCAGUCGGUGCUGCCCGCGCCCUCGCCGCACAUCGGGCCGCGCACCACCCGGGCGCAGGGCAUCUCGGCCGAGCCGCAGACCUACCGCUCCUUCCACGACCUGCGACAGGCGUUCCGGAAGUUCACCAAGUCCGAGAGGUCCAAGGAUCUCAUAAAGGAAGCUAUCCUUGACAAUGACUUUAUGAAGAACCUGGAGCUGUCGCAGAUCCAAGAGAUUGUGGAUUGUAUGUACCCGGUGGAAUAUGGCAAAGACAGUUGCAUCAUCAAAGAAGGCGACGUGGGCUCCCUGGUGUAUGUAAUGGAAGAUGGGAAGGUGGAAGUCACAAAGGAAGGGGUGAAGCUGUGCACCAUGGGUCCAGGAAAAGUGUUCGGGGAGUUGGCGAUUCUGUACAACUGUACUCGGACAGCUACCGUCAAGACUCUGGUGAAUGUGAAACUCUGGGCCAUCGAUCGACAAUGUUUUCAAACAAUCAUGAUGAGGACAGGACUCAUCAAACAUACCGAGUAUAUGGAAUUUUUAAAAAGUGUCCCGACAUUCCAGAGCCUUCCUGAAGAGAUCCUCAGUAAGCUUGCCGAUGUCCUUGAAGAGACCCACUAUGAGAACGGGGAGUAUAUCAUCAGGCAAGGUGCAAGAGGGGACACCUUCUUCAUCAUCAGCAAAGGCACGGUUAAUGUCACUCGGGAAGACUCAUCAAGUGAAGACCCGCUCUUUCUUAGAACUUUAGGAAAAGGAGACUGGUUUGGAGAGAAAGCCUUGCAGGGGGAGGAUGUGAGGACCGCCAACGUAAUUGCUGCAGAGGCUGUGACCUGCCUGGUCAUCGACAGAGACUCUUUCAAGCAUUUGAUUGGAGGACUGGAUGACGUGUCUAAUAAAGCCUAUGAGGACGCAGAAGCUAAAGCAAAAUAUGAAGCCGAAGCUGCUUUCUUCGCCAACCUGAAGCUGUCUGACUUCAACAUCAUCGACACCCUUGGAGUCGGGGGCUUCGGACGAGUGGAGCUGGUCCAGCUGAAAAGUGAGGAGUCCAAGACGUUUGCCAUGAAGAUUCUCAAGAAACGCCACAUCGUGGAUACCAGACAGCAGGAGCACAUUCGGUCGGAGAAGCAGAUCAUGCAGGGGGCUCAUUCGGACUUCAUAGUGAGACUGUACAGAACAUUCAAGGACAGCAAAUAUUUGUAUAUGCUGAUGGAAGUUUGCCUAGGUGGAGAGCUUUGGACCAUUCUCAGGGAUAGAGGUUCAUUCGAAGAUUCUACGACCAGAUUUUACACAGCGUGUGUGGUGGAAGCAUUCGCCUAUCUGCAUUCCAAAGGGAUCAUUUACAGGGACCUCAAGCCAGAAAAUCUCAUCCUGGAUCACCGAGGCUACACCAAGCUGGUUGAUUUUGGCUUUGCGAAGAAAAUAGGAUUUGGAAAGAAAACAUGGACGUUUUGUGGGACUCCUGAGUACGUGGCCCCAGAGGUCAUCCUGAACAAAGGCCACGACAUCUCAGCUGACUACUGGUCCCUGGGGAUCCUGAUGUAUGAGCUUCUGACUGGCAGCCCGCCGUUCUCAGGCCCAGACCCUAUGAAAACCUAUAAUAUCAUACUGAGGGGGAUUGACAUGAUAGAAUUUCCAAAGAAGAUUGUCAAAAAUGCUGCUAAUUUAAUUAAAAAACUAUGCAGGGAUAACCCGUCAGAAAGACUAGGGAAUUUGAAAAAUGGCGUGAAAGACAUUCAAAAGCACAAAUGGUUUGAGGGCUUUAAUUGGGAAGGCUUAAGAAAAGGCACCUUAACACCUCCUAUAAUACCAAGUGUUGCAUCACCCACAGACACAAGCAAUUUCGACAGUUUCCCUGAGGACAAUGACGAGCCCCCACCUGAUGACAACUCAGGCUGGGACAUAGACUUCUAAUGUAUUUCUCUUACCUGCUUCUGCCUUGCUGAAGUCAGCUUUCUCUGAGACACAGCUGCCAGCAAACCUGAGGGACGGAGAGAAGAUUAGUGCUCGGGGUCACCGUGAUGCCUUUGA
This is a messenger RNA of Hyaena hyaena (striped hyena), 2452 nucleotides long. It is a transcript of the gene PRKG1, whose product is annotated as protein kinase cGMP-dependent 1. The coding region runs from base 320 to 2335 and encodes 671 amino acids. Gene Ontology annotation, biological process: protein phosphorylation. Gene Ontology annotation, molecular function: ATP binding; cGMP-dependent protein kinase activity. NCBI's taxonomy places the organism in Eukaryota, Metazoa, Chordata, Mammalia, Carnivora, Hyaenidae. The transcript has 18 exons. The record is from RefSeq and is a predicted model, not a curated record.